AAACCCGUGAGUUUGACGCUGGGAAACCCGCUCACUCUUUCCUGCAGCUUCCGAAAAGAAACGGAAACAUGCCAGCCAAGGGUCCUUUGCAGUCUGUCCAAGUGUUUGGACGCAAAAAAACUGCAACAGCUGUGGCACAUUGCAAAAGGGGAAAUGGCUUGAUCAAAGUAAAUGGCAGACCAUUAGAAACAAUUGAACCAAGAACUCUCCAGUACAAGCUCCUUGAGCCUGUGCUGCUUUUGGGCAAAGAGCGCUUUGCUGGUGUCGAUAUAAGAGUUCGUGUCAAAGGUGGUGGUCAUGUAGCUCAAGUCUAUGCUAUUCGUCAAGCCAUUUCUAAAGCUUUGGUUGCCUAUUACCAGAAAUAUGUUGAUGAAGCCUCCAAAAAGGAAAUCAAGGAUAUUCUCAUCCAAUACGACAGGACUCUGCUGGUUGCUGAUCCACGUCGCUGUGAGGCCAAGAAGUUUGGUGGACCUGGAGCUCGUGCCCGCUACCAGAAGUCAUACCGUUAAUUUUCUGUAUAUUUUCUUCCAAAAAUAAAGUUAGAAAUAUUA
Polypterus senegalus (gray bichir) is the source of this 551-nucleotide messenger RNA. It is a transcript of the gene rps16, whose product is annotated as ribosomal protein S16. Gene Ontology annotation, molecular function: RNA binding; structural constituent of ribosome. The coding region runs from base 69 to 509 and encodes 146 amino acids. NCBI's taxonomy places the organism in Eukaryota, Metazoa, Chordata, Cladistia, Polypteriformes, Polypteridae. Gene Ontology annotation, cellular component: ribosome; cytosolic small ribosomal subunit. The transcript is spliced from 6 exons. Gene Ontology annotation, biological process: translation; maturation of SSU-rRNA from tricistronic rRNA transcript (SSU-rRNA, 5.8S rRNA, LSU-rRNA). The record is from RefSeq and is a predicted model, not a curated record.